AUGAUGAGAUCCGUUCUUCGCAAGUACGGGCGUGUUCGUGAUACCGAGAAUGAGCUACUUUGGACCACAUGGCCGGAGCAGUCACUUCAACUUGAGCUUUCCGAAAGAGACGGGCGCUGGUUCUGGAACUCGCAACCAGCUGGCGAAAGCACUAUACAUGCCGCAAUCCCUAGACAACUUAGGUGUCUCGACGGCAGGCUAGAAGGAAUUGAGAAGGGGACAUCGACUUUCAACAACAUGUUCCACAAUGACAUGCCAAUGAUAGCAACGCUGCGAGAAAGGUUCUAUAAGCGAUGCGAGUGGGAGCUGGAGAAGAUUAUUCGGCCAUUACUCGUGGAUAUUAAAGAGAUCGUUGAAACGGAAGUCUCGCUCGGGCUUGGGGGACUGCCAGCGGCCAAAAACACAUCCGUGGAUGGAACCAUCCAAGACAUAAAAGACCGGCUCGCGGCUACGACCUCGGAGUUUUCAAGAUGGCCUGGAGCUGAUUCUACAAGUGCACUAAAGGUGCCUACGCAAACGCCGUACGAAGUUCUCGUCGAAGCCUGUGUCUGGAAAUGCCAAAACGAACUCGUCAAGCACCCUCCAGCGCAGAAGGACUUUGAUACCGUUAGAAAGCGGCUCGCGAGGAGUAUCCGUGAUGAGCUCAAUGUCCUAAAUGGACACAACCCCCACAACAAGGAUGUUUAUCGACCAUCGACGGUGGUCCUGUGCGUGCGGUGCGGCAUCACAGGCGGGACAAAACCGGUUGCGCGAAAUGAUACUUCAGCUACGAAACCUGUUGGUGCCUUGCUCAAACUCAUCUGGGACAAACGUACCCCGAAAAACACCCCAGAUCCAAGAGAAUACGAGGAGUUCAGCGCCGACGGUGAUGCCGAAAAAAUUCUCAAGCAUCUAGAUGCAGAAUUCAGACCACCACGUUUCAUGCGGCAACACGUUGCAGGGGCAAUCGAUCAAGACACAAAACGAAAGGGCCCAUGUCCGACAUGCAGAAGAGUCCUCGGCUAUAUCGAGCUUGAAGAUCAUGAUGAACAACCGCAUCAAAAUCCUAUGCCGCCUGGUGUCUGCGCAGAAUGCCCGGUUUCAUUCCGUUGCGACGCGCACGAGCAGGACAAGGUAGACAUACGCGAAGGUGAUGCGCUUUAUCGACAGAUUGUUCAAGUCGUUCGGGCUCGAAAGCGAGCGCAGAUUGCUACAACACUGCUCUCACCAACACUGGGGACGAAGUGGCGGAAGCUGUGGAGAAGAUGGGUGUAA
Messenger RNA from Trematosphaeria pertusa, 1254 nucleotides. RefSeq lists its product as uncharacterized. NCBI's taxonomy places the organism in Eukaryota, Fungi, Ascomycota, Dothideomycetes, Pleosporales, Trematosphaeriaceae. The transcript is spliced from 3 exons. Bases 1 to 1254 code for a protein of 417 amino acids. The record is from RefSeq and is a predicted model, not a curated record.